AUGUGUUAAUGUUUUCAAGGAGAACACCACCUUGUAGCUCCCGCUGUUAUUGAACUAGCACGUAUUUGAGCCCCGGAAGUGUGAGCUCAGAGUAUGACGCAAGCUCGUACACCGCCCGCAGACAUGAAAAAGUUCAAGAAAUUGGCGUUGAGAAUAAAGAAUAUCAAAGCAGUGAAUAUGGACAAAUCGAUUUCAUGUCAAGUCUCCCCUAAUUUUACACGAUCAAAGAUCUCGGCGGUGGAUCCUGACGAGGACGGCGAAGGAGAACACGACGGCGACAAAGGAUGCGAAAGCGGGAAAGAGGAUAUCAAGAAGACAGGGACAGUGAGCGACGAGCGAGUAGAGAACCAAAUCAUGAUCUGUGUUUGGUUUUGUUUCCAUGGCUCCGACCGUCAGACGACAUCACCUGAAAAUCUUGUGUUUCGUCAAUCACAAGCAAAGUUGAGACAUGGACAAGCGUUGCACAAUGUAGAAGCCGAGAAGGAUAGAAAUGCGUUGUUGUCUCCUCAUCUUUUUGAUGCCCCGCUUACCGAUCAUGGUCACCAACAGGUUGAGAAUCUCCGCGAACGAGUUGUUUCAAGCGGGCUACUAAAGAGGGUUGAGCUAGUUGUAACUUCUCCGUUGUUUAGAACUAUGCAAACCGCAGUUGGAGUUUUUGGAAAUGAAUACGAACAACCGAGUAUGACAAAUAGCCCUCCCAUUUUGGCACUUGAGGUUGCUCGAGACCGUAAUAUUGAAAGUGAAGAGGACAACCUAUGGAGACCGGAUGUUAGAGAGUCUGAAGAAGAGAUUUUGGCAAGAGGGUUAGAGUUCAUGAAAUGGUUAUGGAAGAGACCAGAGAAGGAGGUCGCAGUUGUUAGCCAUGGAAUAGUUUUGCAGCAUAUGUUGUAUGUGUUCGCAAACGAUUGUGACGAGUCAAUUAGACAUGAACUUUGCAAGAGGUUUGCUAAUUGCGAAAUUCGUACUGUCGUGAUUGUAGACAAAGGAUACAUGGAUUUAUGUGGAGCUAUGUUGCGCCUCUCAUCGCCUAAUUUCAAAACCCUUCAUUUGGUGAGGCAUGCACAAGGAAUCCACAAUAUAGCAUUAGAAGAGGAGGGAGAGAAACCUGAAUCAGAAAAGCUUUUUGAUGCCCACCUCUCUCCAAAAGGUUUGCAACAGGUUUCUGAAAGGCGCAACCAAAUCCUUGAAUCAGGAUUACUAAACACUAUCGAGUUAGUGAUUACCUCUCCGCUGCGCAGAGCAAUGGAAACUUCAAUAGGAAUAUUUAGGGGCCAAGAUGUAAAUAUAUCCGACGACUUUCCAAAAGCUAACAACUUCCCUCCAAUUGUAGCACUUGAGAUCUGUAGAGAACGAAUGGGACUCUAUCCGUGUGAUCGUAGAGCAAGUAUAAGUACUCGCAGCACUUGUUUUCCUGAGAUCGACUUUACAAUGGUGAUAGAGAGUGAUGAAGAUGCUCUAUGGCAAGACAAGGAAAGGGAAAAACUAGAGGAUGUUGCUACUAGAGGUCUUCACUUUGUUAAAUGGUUAUGGGAGAGACCAGAAAACGAAAUAGCAAUUGUGAGCCAUGGGAUUUUCUUGCAACAAACACUUCGUGCGCUGCAUGAAAAAGUUGGCAUACCUCUUGAAGAUAGUCUCCUUACUAGGUUUGCCAAUUGUGAACUCCGGUCCAUUCGGAUAGAAAAGAGUGACAUGGAAGCGGAUACAUUAACGACUUGCAAUUGUAGAAAUUACGUUACUCCACCUUCAACUUCCAUUCACACGCUUGAAUAGAAGGCAUGUAUGUGUACGAACUGUGUUUUCUUUUCCAAGCUACACACAUGGAGAUUCCAACCAAUGAGUAUGUCCCCGGACAACCACAAUGGUUACUCAACUAAGAAGCAAGUCCUUCAAAGACACAGCUUUGAAGCUAAUAUAUAUCCCAUUACCAA
Messenger RNA from Arabidopsis arenosa, 1928 nucleotides. NCBI's taxonomy places the organism in Eukaryota, Viridiplantae, Streptophyta, Magnoliopsida, Brassicales, Brassicaceae. The record is from the annotation of a GenBank genome assembly.